This is a messenger RNA of Nerophis lumbriciformis (worm pipefish), 882 nucleotides long. It is a transcript of the gene tmbim4, whose product is annotated as transmembrane BAX inhibitor motif containing 4. Gene Ontology annotation, biological process: negative regulation of apoptotic process. The record is from RefSeq and is a predicted model, not a curated record. Gene Ontology annotation, cellular component: membrane. NCBI's taxonomy places the organism in Eukaryota, Metazoa, Chordata, Actinopteri, Syngnathiformes, Syngnathidae.
GAAUGACGUCAUAACUACGCGCCCAGUGGCACCACCAUCCGAGCUUCCGAGUCUCGACGCCUAUCGCCUGUACACCAGACAGAGGACUUUUUUUUAAUGAUGAGCGGUGAAAAGUACCCAAUGUCUUCAAUAGAGGAUGACUUCAACUAUGGCACAAACGUCGCCACUGCUAGUGUCCAAAUACGUAUGGACUUUCUGCGGAAAGUGUACACUCUGCUGAGCUUGCAGAUAAUUCUGACGACGGCCACAUCUGCCCUUUUUAUGUUCUCUCAGACCAUCAAAGAGUUUGUCCAUGCCAGCCCGGCUGUGGUUUUGGGUUCAGCUCUGGGCUCCCUGGUCCUGCUUCUGGCCUUGGCUGUGUACAGACAUAAGCAUCCAGUCAACCUUUACCUGCUGCUUAUGUUUACUCUGCUGGAGGCAAUCUCCGUAGCCACAGCUUUGACUUUCUACGACUACUCCACUGUGCUCCAAGCUUUGUUUCUGACUUGUGCUGUGUUUGCCGGCCUGACCACCUACACUUUCCAGUCCAAGAGAGACUUCACUAAACUGGGAGCAUUUCUUUUCUCCUGCUUGUGGAUCCUCAUAAUUGCAAGCGUCAUGAGGGUCUUUUUCAACAGUGAUAGCACAGAGCUGCUGUUCGCCGGGACAGGGGCUUUAGUCUUCUGUGGCUUCAUUAUCUAUGACACCCACAUGCUGAUGAAGCAGCUGUCCCCCGAGGAGCACAUUUUGGCAUCCAUCAACCUCUACCUGGACAUCGUCAACCUCUUCCUUCACAUUUUACGUAUCCUCGACUCGAUGAAGAAGCACUAAAAAGAAGCUGCUCUGCUGGCCGCACUCAAUCAUGCUAUCACUAAUUGAAUUAAUGCUGUGUCUGGAAUUGAA